Thlaspi arvense is the source of this 336-nucleotide messenger RNA. Lineage: Eukaryota; Viridiplantae; Streptophyta; Magnoliopsida; Brassicales; Brassicaceae. The record is from the annotation of a GenBank genome assembly.
AUGAAAGCCACUUUCACUCACGUGCUUGUGCUUCUCGUCAUUGCACUUGUUUGUGCAAAUGUCGGUGCUAGGAAACUUAUUUCCGGAGAUACUCAGUUCAAGGAUGAAAAGUCCUUCCUUGGCGGUGGCGGAAGCGAUGGUGGCCUAGGGCUUGGCCUUGGCGGAGGAGCUGGUCUUGGUGGCCUUGGGAUUGGGGCUGGGAUCAACGGCGGAGCUGGACUAGGGUUAGGUGGAGGCGGUGGGGGUGGUGGUGGACUUGGAGGAGCCGGUGGUGGACUCCUAGGUGGAGGUGGUUUUGGCGGAGGAUAUGGUGGUGCUGGUGGUGGUCUUCCUUGA